Messenger RNA from Hypoxylon fragiforme, 2299 nucleotides. RefSeq lists its product as uncharacterized. The transcript has 4 exons. The record is from RefSeq and is a predicted model, not a curated record. NCBI's taxonomy places the organism in Eukaryota, Fungi, Ascomycota, Sordariomycetes, Xylariales, Hypoxylaceae. Bases 59 to 2299 code for a protein of 746 amino acids.
GGUGUGAGCUCCACCUACCUCUGAUGUGCCGAGAUCUCAUCUACCUGGCCAUAAGAAGAUGACGCCCUUCACCAAUGAGAAUGCUGCGAAGUUAUACACGCAAACUUCCAGCCUUCGAAGAGUUUACAUGGACGACAUAGCGGAAUCGCAUCCGAUAUCCCAGACCCCGACCCUUCAGACCCAUCCAACGACCGGCAGCAGCGUCAUCUACAACAUAUUUCCCGAAUCAUUCCAACGGAAAUACAAAUUUGCCGGUCUGGUACCUCCUAUACUUUUUACCGCGGGUGCUAUACUACUACUACACCUCUGUUCUUUCCUCAAACGCCAGCUAUCAACACCACGAUGUACCCGCCUACGGACCAGUCGCGAGAUGGUUAUCAUCUUUCUCUUCUAUUUUCCAUCAAUACCACACACGGGGGUGCGGGUGCACCGACGAGGUGCCAAAUCCACUCAUAUCUUUUUUCUCCAGACCCUUACCACACCCACACCUUCACGUCUUUGCUUUCCUCCAACACCCAGAACACCAAUGGAUGUCUCUGGAAUGUGGUUGUCUCUGGAAUGCCAUGGUCCCCCUUCUCGAUGCUCCUCGUCGCUCAUGGAAUGGAACACAGACAUCAAACAAACAUCACCAGUCUUUGUCCCGUUCUUUUCCAUGAGCGACGAGGAGCGCCGCCGUGCACCACGCGGGUGUGGAAGACACCCGAGACAUGGCCGGUCGCGCUUGGAAGGCGUAUCGUUGGAGGAGUGGCACAUCGCCGACUACCUCUCGUCUUACAUGAUUAGGCGCACUUCAAUCGAGACGUUGAGGGCCUGGCUUACGAUCCGACUUUACAUCGUGGUCUUGACCAUGGCAUCAUGGCCCUGUCCAGCACUGACCUCUGUCCCACCAACAUCGCCUAGGUCAUGGGCGAGAAAGAUAUCUCGCUCGCCGCCAAAGUCAAAACCCCUCGGCGCCCAUCAACCACCACCCAGCCGAUGGACCCACGGGCCGUGUUGCCCUUGGGUCACGCGGGUGUUGUGGAAGACACCAGGCCAGUCAGGCCGGAGCUGCGGCUAUACAUCCAUCGGGACCUGGCAGCAAGCUAAUGCCCCCAGCAGGGCUGGACGUAAUGAGCGCUUGCGGCGCACUGCGCAAAGCACCGUUCGGGAGGGGGAGGGCAAACGACACCCUCAUCGACGAGAUGAUCAGCCGCACAAGUGCAAUGGGUGCGUUGUGUUCGCCCCACAAGACGUCGUUGGUCUUUGCUCUCCCCGCCCACACAAGGGCGAGAGAAGACUGAGCAAUGACUGGGGUGUGAUAGCAUCUAUCACACCUCAUGUCUCGGUCUGUCGUUCUGUCGUGCAUUACAAUUCUUCAGAACCACGUUCCACUUACGGCAGCCUUCUUUACGGCGUUGUCGGACAUCGUAACGUACAGCGCGAAUGCCAGCAUGUCCCUCUCGCCCUGCCGCCUCCCAUCUCAGCAAAGAAGACGAUGAGAAUUUCGAACCCAACUGGGGUGAACAGGCUUUUAUACCUGCAUCGCCCGUCGGCCCGCUGGAGAAAGAUCAUUAUCCUUCAGAACAUGUGCAACGAACAAAAGGUUUCUUGCACGGGGGUCGUGCGCCGUCACGUACCCCACCGAACGGUGUCUCUGUCUCUCCAUAGCCAUCAUGACCCUAAGGCCAAUUGUCAUCAUGUCGCACUACUCUGCCCAACAAAACAAACGCAUGGCAUAUAUAUGUGCGUGUCACAACAUUCACGCAUCGUUCUCUUCAUCAGAGGCAAAGGCAAUUUCUACUGGCAUGUGAACUGCUACAACCAUCUUCGCAAAUGGCGGCUUCGGGGCCAUUCGCAGGACGAAAGACGUACAAGAUGUGCAUGGCAAGUCUCACACCAUCUACGCUCACUGUUUUGUCACCAUAUGUCUUUGGUAUCUGGAAGUCCCCAGGCAUGCGGCUGCGGUCAAGCAAAAAGGGUGCCUCCGAAAGCAGCCGCGAAGAAAGCCGUCACUAAGAGGGCUGCGGUCGGGGAGGCCGCGGCCAAGAAGGCCAAUGAUCGGAAGAUUCAGUGGAGCGUGCAUCGGCACAGCCAGCUCCAACUUCCAUGCUGGUUGUCUGUGGGGGACAGCAGCAGGUUGACGACAAAUACCAGCCAGGCUCGGCGUGAGACGGUCGGCUCUUCAACGACACCAGCACGUCAGCGAGCAGACACCGACUUCCGAAGAUACCUGUGGAGAGGCACUAUGCACCAAGAUCUUGAGCGAGUAGCAAAAUGGCACCUCAUGGAAUUGGCCGGCGGGACAGUCAACACUACGUGA